CGCUGAACUAGCCCGGGAGGCAUCCCGUCGCGAAACGCCCGGUUGAAAGGGGAGACCCGCUGCGGCGAGAGGCCCUCGAUGUCAAGGACGGCAUCCUCCUCCUGGUUCCUUUGCCUCAGUUCGGUUUAACGCAGAGAAAGAAUGCCGGUCACGAGCAUUCCUGAAAUCUGGGACUUAUUCUCGUUUUAUUACACGUCCGCAAAGCGUACAGGGAACUUUAGGUAUGUUGAGUCAGUGCAAGCGGGAAAACUAUUCGCAAAAUACCCGAUGUCCAAGAAUUCCUUUUCUGCUUUAUGUAGCACAGAUGUACAUUUAUCCUGUGUAUUUGGGGGGGGGGGGCAAGCUAAUGAAAUAGCCACAACCCCCCUCCGUCGCUUCUGGGGUUUCUGCAUCCAGCAGUCCUCACUCCUCUCCUUAUGCAGCAUAAUCCGCACUCGAGUGUGCAGGUAGCUCCAAACCCUCGAGACGGUGCUACCUCUCUCUACUCUCGGUCUUCAACCUCUGCGGCUCUGACUUUCCCACUCAGUGCGCUCGAAGCGCUCCCGGGCAUCGUCCCGGAGCCGCCUCGGAAGUAAAACCAGCGGAGAACAAGCUCCAUUCCUUUGGACCAACGAGAGGGAAGAGGCAGAAGGCCUUCCCGGAAGAAUGCCAUCCAAUGGGGAAGGCCGGAAGCGGUUUCGCCCAAUGGGAAAGCACCGGGGGUUGGCUUGGGGAGCCACGUGUAGGAAGCGUUCGCCGAAGAAGCUGAAGUUCCUGAGGAAGCAUGGCGGCUCCGGGUCCGAAGAGGAGUCGGCAGAGGCAGCGAGGCGUUUCUGCUUCGGCUGCGGCGGCUGGGCGCAAACGGCGAAAGGUUCCUGCUGGAGAAGAAAGAGCUUGGCAGAAAGCUGGCUCCAAGUUGAAUGAAGAGAUCUCUAGUGAUUCUGAACCAGAUAUCCCAGAAAAGAAAAAGAACAAUGAAGCAGAAGAAGAAAUUGAAGAGACGCCACAAGAGAAGAAACUGAGAUUAGCAAAGCUAUAUUUGGAGCAGCUUCGCCAACAAGAAGAAGAAAAGGCUGAACAAGAGGCUUUUGAGAAAGACCUGGUUGCUGGCCGACUGAAGGAAGAUGUGCUUGAACAGAAAGGAAAAUUGCAGCGAAAAAUUGCCAACAAUUUGCAGCCUCCAGACAGAUCUGACAUCAAGGUACUACGGGGUCACCAGCUGCCCAUCACCUGCCUAGUCAUCUCACCAGAUGACAAGUGUGUUUUCUCUGCAGCCAAAGACUGUUCUAUCAUCAAAUGGGAUGUUGAGAGUGGAAAGAAGCUCCAUGUGAUUCGUGGAGGGAAAAAGGGGACAGAGGGCAGCCACGUUGGGCAUACUGCGCACAUCAUCUCAAUGGCCAUCUCAUCGGAUGGCAAAUUCCUGGCUACAGGUGACAGGAACAAGCUCAUUAUGAUCUGGGAAGCUGCAACCUGCAAAUACCUGUAUAAGUUCUCAGGCCAUCGUGAUACCGUGUCGGGCCUGUCUUUCCGCAAGGGCACUCACCAGCUAUAUAGUGCCUCUCAUGACCGUUCAGUCAAAGUAUGGAACGUGGCAGAGAAUGCAUACGUUGAAACAUUGUUUGGUCAUCAGGAUGUGAUCACAGGCCUGGAUAGCCUGAGCCGGGAGUGCUGUGUCACAUCAGGAGGGAGAGAUGGCACUGUCAGAAUCUGGAAAAUCCCUGAGGAAUCCCAACUUGUGUUUUAUGGGCACCAGGGUUCAAUUGACUGCAUCCAGCUCAUCAAUGAAGAGCAUAUGGUGUCUGGUGCUGACGAUGGGUCAGUUGCCCUCUGGGGUCUCUCCAGAAAGAAACCACUAACCAUAGCGAAGCAAGCCCAUGGUUUUCAUGGCACGCAGGGCCUGGAGCAGCCAUUUUGGAUUUCUUCAGUUGCUGGUUUGCUGAACAGUGACGUCAUAGCUACAGGUUCCCACAGUGCCAGUUUGAAGUUGUGGAAAUGUGGAGAGGAAUUCCGGAAGUUGGAGUUCCUCUUUGAGAUUCCCUUGAUUGGUUUUGUUAAUAGCUUGAAAUUUGCAAAUUCUGGAAACUUCCUAGUUGCUGGAAUUGGACAGGAACACAGGUUGGGUCGUUGGUGGAGGAUUAAAGAGGCCAAGAAUAGCAUCUGCAUUAUCCCACUCAAGAAGACCACAGCAGGCAAUUCACAGAAAUCGGCUGAAGGCUCCUAAUGCUUUCUUUCUGCAAAUGAUACUGCAGAUGCUUCAUGAAGUACCCUGUACAUUAAAGCUAUCUUUUGUGUUUCCAGAA
This is a messenger RNA of Candoia aspera, 2279 nucleotides long. RefSeq names its product ribosomal RNA processing 9, U3 small nucleolar RNA binding protein (gene RRP9). Lineage: Eukaryota; Metazoa; Chordata; Lepidosauria; Squamata; Candoiidae. The record is from RefSeq and is a predicted model, not a curated record. Gene Ontology annotation, cellular component: small-subunit processome. Gene Ontology annotation, molecular function: protein binding; U3 snoRNA binding. Bases 764 to 2200 code for a protein of 478 amino acids. The transcript has 15 exons.